ACUUGAAGGUGGCAUAAACGCGACAAUGAGGAACUUUUUUCUCUGCCUGCCACUGGACUGACAAGGACAUGGGGCCAUCGGAGCGUAUGGGAUGAGAAAGCUGAAAAGCGGACGAAGAUGUGAAGAGAGCAGGAGUUGUGAUCUGCGACACCAGUGUUUCCUUAUUACACGAUAAGGAAAACAUGGCAAACUCAAGUUCUCCUCAUGUGUCUUUUCCUGUGACCUCCUCCACCUCUCCUUACUCGGACAUCCGGGAGAAUCCACUGAGGACUUAUCUCCUGGGAAUCAUCAUCUCAAUAUGUGGGAACGUCCUCAUCAGCAUUUCACUCAACAUACAGAAAUAUGCCCAUGUUCGCCAGUCUCAGCGUGGCUCCAAGCCCUACUACACCUCUGUGUUGUGGUGGUGCGGUGUGGUUCUCAUGGGUGUCGGGGAGCUCGGGAACUUCGCCGCCUACGGCUUUGCCCCAGCAUCACUCGUAGCCCCACUGGGCUGUGUGUCUGUCAUAGCCAGCGCCGUCAUAUCUGUGGUUUUCCUCAAGGAAACAGUUCGUGCGUCUGACAUUGUUGGUGGCUCCCUGGCAGUAACAGGAACGUACCUCCUGGUGACCUUUGCCCCACACACCUCCACACAUAUCACGGCUCAGCUGGUCCAGUACUAUGCCAUCAGUUGGCACUUCCUGGUUUACCUGUUUAUAGAGGUCGUCAUCUUCUGCGUCCUGCUCUACCUGUACAAGAGGAGGAAUGUGAAGCACAUUGUCAUUGUGAUGUUGCUGGUGGCCCUGCUCGCCUCUCUGACAGUCAUCUCGGUCAAAGCCGUGUCGGGGAUGAUCACAGAGUCUGUUAAAGGCCAUCUGCAGCUCAUCUACCCCAUCUUUUACGUCAUGCUCGUAGUCAUGGUUGCCUCCUGCGCCUUCCAGAUCAAAUUUCUCAAUCAGGCAAUGAAAAUGUUUGAUGCCACCGAGGUGGUCCCUAUCAACUUUGUGUUUUUCACUGCAAGCGCCAUUGUUGCAGGGAUAGUAUUUUAUCAGGAGUUUGAAGGCUUGGCUCUACUCAACAUUUUCAUGUUCCUUUUUGGUUGUUUACUGUCUUUCCUUGGAGUUUUCCUGAUAGCCAGAAACAGACCAAAAAUAAAGCAUCAAGAGCGAACCUUUAUCGCAAUGGAUAAAAUCCCCGGGAGAAGGCACACAGACAAAGUCCAGCCUGAAGCAAAGACUCUGACAUACGGAUCGCUGGCAGCCAAACUCAUGUGCAACAGAGCUGGCCAAACAGACGAUUCAUAGGACCAGCUCCAUCUGUUGGACUGUGCUUAUGUGGUUUGUGUGUGUGUGUGUGUGUGUGUGUGUGUGUGUGCGUGCGUGCGUGUGCCUCUACCCUCGCAUGCCUGUCACUGGCAGUAGAAAUGAGGGCUCAAUAAAGUUCAAGAUCUCUAUUUAUAGAAAUAAUGGCAGACACCAAUCCAAAACAAUGCCAGAUGAAUUGUACUGUUGGCAGAUAUAUUGUUUUUAGAUUUCAUGUCAAAUGGCAAAGUACCUCUCUGGGAAUGGUUUUAUUCUAGAAACACUGUCUUUGUUUCUCUUGUCAUACAGUAUUUCCAGCAGUGUUGUGAGUAAUUGCUUGUAUGAAAAUGGAUUCUGGUAAAGAGAUGAAACAUCUCAGGAUCAAAGCACAACAUCAUGCCUUACCGGCAGUGCCAUUUUUUUUUUUUUUUAAAUUGCAAGGGAAAUAUCCAGGCCAUUUGAUACAUUCCUGUUAACAAACCAUGUUGAUGAUCUUAAUAACUGGGUUUAUGUGGUGUCAGUUGUCAAUAAACAAUGGUCAAAUGUGAUGCUUCAA
Myripristis murdjan (pinecone soldierfish) is the source of this 1833-nucleotide messenger RNA. RefSeq names its product NIPA like domain containing 2 (gene nipal2). NCBI's taxonomy places the organism in Eukaryota, Metazoa, Chordata, Actinopteri, Holocentriformes, Holocentridae. The coding region runs from base 183 to 1280 and encodes 365 amino acids. Gene Ontology annotation, cellular component: membrane. The record is from RefSeq and is a predicted model, not a curated record. Gene Ontology annotation, biological process: magnesium ion transport. The transcript is spliced from 11 exons. Gene Ontology annotation, molecular function: magnesium ion transmembrane transporter activity.